Papaver somniferum (opium poppy) is the source of this 1900-nucleotide messenger RNA. Its product is annotated as berberine bridge enzyme-like 8. Bases 180 to 1775 code for a protein of 531 amino acids. The transcript has a single exon. Gene Ontology annotation, molecular function: FAD binding; oxidoreductase activity. Lineage: Eukaryota; Viridiplantae; Streptophyta; Magnoliopsida; Ranunculales; Papaveraceae. The record is from RefSeq and is a predicted model, not a curated record.
GUAGUAGGCGGCAAAAUUCAAUGAUCUAAGAGCUGAACGUUCCCAUCUCCUUAUGUGUCUUCUUGAAGUGUUGUAAUCCAUGCUAAUGAUAAAAUAAAAAACGAGGAGAACGAAUCAAACCCUCUAAUUCCAUUAAAUAGUAGGUUUACAAUACGAUCACCUUCAUAUUUACAACAAAGAUGAAACAAGCAAAUAUGAGAACAUCUUUCUUACUAUUAGUUUCAACAUUGUUAUCUUUCUUUCUCUUAUUCUCGAAAUCGUCUGCAACUUUAAGCUCAACGCAUGGGGUUUUCCUGAAAUGCAUUUCCCUUCAUUCUGAUAUUUCUACCCCAAUCUACACCCCAAAAAAUGCCAACUAUUCAUCUGUCCUGCAAUCCACUAUGGCAAUGCUAAGAUUCAAUACAUCCUCCACUCCCAAACCUUUUCUUAUAUUGACACCUUUGAAAGAAUCUCAUGUUCAAAUCGCCGUAAUUUGUUCUAGAAAGCAUGGAAUUCAAAUGAAAGUUCGAAGUGGAGGCCAUGACUUUGAAGGACUUUCAUAUGUAUCAGAUGUUCCAUUCAUUAUCGUCGAUUUAUCAAAUCUUCGAGAAGUAGAUGUGGAUGUAAAAGGUAAAAUAGCUUGGGUUCAAUCUGGUGCAACUACAGGUGAACUGUAUUAUGAAAUUGCCAAGAAAAGCAACACUCUCGCCUUCCCUGCUGCCAUUUGCACAACUGUAGGUUUCGGUGGGUUCAUUAGUGGAGGUGGGUACGGGGCCAUGCUAAGAAGGUACGGAACUGCAGGUGAUAAUGUUAUUGAUGCUCGAAUUGUGGAUGUUCAUGGUCGAAUACUCGACAGAAAAUCCAUGGGAGAAGGCUUGUUUUGGGCCAUCCGUGGAGGUGGUGGAGGUAGCUUUGGAAUUGUCCUUUCAUGGAAGCUCAAAUUAGUAUUGGUUCCACCAACUGUAACAGUUUUCAGAGUAGACAAAACCUUAGCAGAAGGUGCGUUAUCUCUUGUUCAUAAGUGGCAAGAUAUUGCACAUAGGCUUCCUCAAGAACUUAUCAUAUUUCUAUCAUUACGUGUGCAUGCUACUACAACUGGUGAAAAAACAAUUACAGCAUCAUUUAGGUCCCUAUUUCUUGGGGAUGCUAAGAAGCUUAAAAUUGUGAUGGAUGCGACAUUUCCUGAGUUGAGUCAUAGUAAGGAUUUCAUCGAAAUGAGUUGGAUUCAAUCGGUACUUUUCUUGGAUGGACUUCCUUUUAACAGUUCAAUUGAUAUUCUAGGGAGGUUGCCACAAGCUAAGUCAAACUUUAAGGGAAAAUCUGACUAUGUGAGACAACCCAUUUCGCAAACUGAUCUAGAAUUGAUAUUGAAAAGAUUGCUAAAUGAUGAGCAAAAUACUAUGGUUUUUAUGCCUUAUGGUGGAAGAAUGAGUGAGAUUUCAGAAUCUAAAACUCCAUUCCCCCAUAGAAAUGGAACCUUAUUUAAAAUUCUUUACAUUGCUGCUCCAAACGGAGAACAGGGGGCGACAUCUGACGAGUAUAUUAAUCAGCUAAGAAGAAUGUAUGAAUUCAUGACUCCUUAUGUUUCCAAGUCUCCAAGAGAAGCAUACGUCAAUUAUAGAGAUCUUGACUUGGGUGAAACAAGUAAAAAUGGCACUGCCAGUUACUCACAAGCUAAGGUUUGGGGCAUCAAGUACUUCAAGGGUAACUUUGACAGAUUAGUAUAUGUGAAGACCAAAGUUGAUCCAGACAAUUUCUUCAGAACCGAACAAAGUAUCCCAAGUAUUGCGCAGUAACUAUGCAAUUCCUAAAAGGGUGUUUGGAUCACAUAUAUGAACUUGUGUGCAAAUAAUUAUUAUCUCAGUUAUGUAUCUUUGAGUGAAUAAGACAAGUCUAAGAAACAUUUAAUCUUCAUUGCAUA